AUGGGAGACCCUUCCGAUGCUCAGGAUAAGCCAGAGCACGUUUUGAAGCGCCACCUUUAUGAAUAUGCCCGGCGGCGUCGAACAGACGGCCCCUACGCGGACAACCUGGACGUUGAUGUCUUGAUUGUCGGGGCAGGUUUCGCUGGGACAUACCUCUUGUAUGAGAUGCGCAAGGCUGGCUUCAAGCCCGUUCUAUAUGAAGCGGGCACCAGUUUUGGCGGCACUUGGCGUUGGAAUAUAUACCCCGGGGCCCGGGUCGAUUCCGAAGUGCCUAUUUACCAAUUGUCGAUCCCUGAAGUCUACAAGACGUGGGCAUGGACUACGAACUACCCAGAUUGGCAAGAGUUGCAAGCAUAUUUCGAUCAUGUUGACAAAAUUUGCAAUCUAAGCAAAGACUGCGCAUUCAAUAGUGUCGUCACGUCUGCCGAGUUUGAUCCGCAUGAAGGCAAAUGGAUCGUCAAGACGGCCGAUGGUCGCACAGCCAAGGCCAGGUUCCUUAUUGUUGCUGCAGGAUUUGCGGCCAAGAGAUACAUUCCAGACUAUCCAAGCAUGGAGAAAUUCAAGGGCAUCAUGCAUCAUUCUUCGUUCUGGCCAAACGAAGGAGUUGAUGCUCGCGGGAAGAAAGUCGCUGUUAUUGGAACUGGCGCCUCUGGUGUACAGAUCAUACAAGAGUGGGGACCCCAAGUUGAGCAUUUGACGGUCUUCCAACGCACUCCCAACUUGGCCCUUCCAAUGGGUAAACGUGACUUGACCAGGGAAGAGCAAGAGGCGCUCUACCCAGCAUACGAUGAACUCCUCCGGAUGCGCGAGAAGAAUUUUGCAGGCUUCACCUAUGAUUUCACUGAGCGCACCACCUUCGAAGACUCCCCUGAAGAGCGUGAGGCCGUCUAUGAAGCGCUGUGGAAGAAAGCCGGCUUUGGUCUCUGGCUCGGCUCUCACAAAGACUACCUAUUUGACAUGAAGGCGAACCGCUGUGUGUACGAUUUCUGGCGCCAGAAGCAAAUGACGAGAAUCAAGAACCCAGAAAAACGAGAGCUUCUGUGCCCUGCGGAACCGCCUCAUCCCUUUGGCGUCAAGCGUCCGUGCCUGGAGCAAAACUACUACGAAGUCCUCGACCGAGAUAAUGUGACAAUCGUGGACAUCAGCUCCAAGUCAGGCAACGAGAUCGCCGAAUUCACCGAGACAGGCAUCAAGACCUCCGACGGCAAGCACUAUGAUUUUGACAUCAUUGCGCUAGCGACGGGCUUCGAUAUCACCACUGGCGGCAUGACGAAUAUGGGCCUCAAAUCGAUCCACGGCACAACUCUCCAAGAUGAGUGGAAGAAAGCCGCCUACACGUACCUAGGCACCACGAUUUCGGGUUACCCGAAUAUGUUCCAUCUAUACGGACCCCAUGGACCCACCUUGUUGUCUAACGGCCCGUCCAGCGUCGAGGUGCAGGGUCGCUGGAUCCGCGACGCCAUCAAGCUCAUCGAUCGCCAGGGUCUCAAGUACAUUAACCCGACACAGGAAGCGAGCGAGAAGUGGAAGAAGCGCAUCAAUGAACUCUCGGAUAUCACCUUGCUUCCAACAACGAGAUCUACUUAUAUGGGUGGUAGUGUACCCGGCAAGGCGUUCGAGCAGGUCAAUUAUGCAGGUGGCAUUCCCAAGUACAUCGAUGAGAUUCGGGCUGUGUUACCGAAUUUCACGGGCUUUGAGACUGUGGCGGCGUAG
Messenger RNA from Rhinocladiella mackenziei CBS 650.93, 1713 nucleotides. RefSeq lists its product as uncharacterized. Gene Ontology annotation, molecular function: flavin adenine dinucleotide binding; N,N-dimethylaniline monooxygenase activity; NADP binding. The coding region runs from base 1 to 1713 and encodes 570 amino acids. The record is from RefSeq and is a predicted model, not a curated record. Lineage: Eukaryota; Fungi; Ascomycota; Eurotiomycetes; Chaetothyriales; Herpotrichiellaceae. The transcript is spliced from 3 exons.